GUCAAAUUGACUGGUAACUUUCAAUGCUGUCAUGCGCCUAAAAAAUUAUUUUGUUUUGGUUACUGCACUCGGCCUUACUGCAUUUUAUUGUUUUUUGAAAACUCCUGUUUAUUGAUGUAAAAGUGAAUCCAAUUAUAUUAAAGCUAUAGGAAACAAGAAUGGCCUUUAGUGAAAUUUGUAGAAUUUGUUUAUGCAUUAAUGUACGCAUGUUUGUUCUAAAGAAGACUAGUCUCCGAAAUUUGUAUAAAACAUUGACGAACAGUUUUAUGGAUGAGGAUGAGGAGCCCAUUAUUGUCUGUUUCACCUGUCAUGCAAGACUCAUUCGUUGCAGUACAUUGCAACAACAGGCUAUUGAGUCAAAAACAGUUCUGGAGCAGUUGCUUGCAGGAGGGUCCAUGUCAAUACCAAAAUCGCAUAAGAUUCAAUUCACACCAAUUAGUCAUAUAGAUAUCAGGCCAGUAGAGUGUGAUAUAGAAAAUGAUUGUAAGAACGAAAUGUUUAGCCUUGAAUCUGUUAAAGUUGAGAAAGAGAAUUUUGAAAAUGAGAAUUACAAUUUUGAAGAAAAUGGGAAUCAUGAAAUAGAGAAUGCUGAAAAACAAGAAGAUUUGGAGAUUGAUGCUUUUGAAGAUAGACAGACGGAGUUGGAGGACGACUUGCCGCUAAUUGCAUUUGGUUCAAAGAGUAAAAAAGAUGACGAUGACAUAGAAACUUCUGAGAAGAUUAAAUCAAAUUCUACUGAUUGUAACAUAAACGAUGUUCGUGAAGAAAACCUCGAUUUUAAAGGCCCUACUAUUCAAUCAAACCCCAAAAUGAAAAAAAAUAAUCAACCAAUUAAUAAAAAAGGGAAGCAUCCUGCAAAGAUAAUGAAAACGAAAAUUUUGAAACAAAAGAGUGUAAAUAUGUUUACGAAACAAACGUCUGGGGCAUCAACUAAAUACAAUUUUGAAUGUGAUGGUUGUAGUAAAAAAAAUUCAACAAAAGACAUUAUCGCCAAACACAUUUCAUACAGUCAUAAGACGAAAAAGAACUCAGACACCACUGCAGUUCGGACACAAGUAGAACAAACUGCAGUACCACAACAAACAGAAAUAUUUAAUUGCGAUAUGUGCGAAUUUAAAACAUCUCAAAAAUGUUACAUUUUGGCACAUCUUAAAGCGCACGUCGCUAAACAAAUGUACUGUUGUAAUAAUUGUGAAUAUAAAUGUAUUAGAAAAAGAGAUUUGCAAAAACAUAUGAAAAUACACACCGGUGAAAAACCUUUUUCGUGUAAUAUCUGUGAAUAUAGAUGUAUUACAAAAAGUAAUUUGCAAACCCAUAUGAAAAUACACACCGGUGAAAAACCCUUUUCGUGUAAUAUCUGUGAAUAUAGAUGUAUUAAAAAAAGUCAUUUGCAAGCACAUAAUAUGAAAAUACACACCGGUGAAAAACCUUUUUCGUGUAAUAUCUGUGAACAUAGAUUUAUUAGAAAAUGUGAUUUGCAAAGACAUAUGAAAAUACAUACUGGAGAAAAACCUUUUUCGUGUAAUAUCUGUGAACAUAGAUUUAUUAGAAAAUGUUAUUUGCAAACCCAUAUGAAAAUACACACCGGUGAAAAACCCCUUUCGUGUAAUAUCUGUGAAUAUAGAUGUAUUAAUAAAAGUCAUUUGCAAGCACAUAAUAUGAAAAUACACACCGGUGAAAAACCUUUUACUUGUAAUAUCUGUGAACAUAGAUUUAUUAGAAAAUGUGAUUUGCAAAGACAUAUGAAAAUACAUACUGGAGAAAAACCUUUUUCGUGUAAUAUCUGUGAACAUAGAUUUAUUAGAAAAUGUUAUUUGCAAACCCAUAUGAAAAUACACACCGGUGAAAAACCCUUUUCGUGUAAUAUCUGUGAAUAUAGAUGUAUUACAAAAAGUCUUUUGCAAAGACAUAUGAAAAUACAUACUGGAGAAAAACCUUUUUCGUGUAAUACCUGUGAAUACAGAUGUAUUACAAAAAGUUAUUUACAAAAACAUUUAAAAAUACACACUGGUGAAAAACCUUUUUCGUGUAAUACCUGUGAAUAUAGAUGUAUUACAAAAAGUAAUUGGCAAACACAUUUAAAAAUACACACUGGAGCAAAACCUUUUUCGUGAGCCAUGUGGGAAAAUAUGUACAAUAUUGUGUAAAUGUGUUUUAUAUUAUAUAAAUAUGUGUGUACCAGAUAAAAAUAUAUUUUUUGUG
Parnassius mnemosyne (clouded apollo) is the source of this 2202-nucleotide messenger RNA. NCBI's taxonomy places the organism in Eukaryota, Metazoa, Arthropoda, Insecta, Lepidoptera, Papilionidae. The record is from the annotation of a GenBank genome assembly.